Molecule: messenger RNA, 771 nt
Organism: Fraxinus pennsylvanica
Lineage: Eukaryota; Viridiplantae; Streptophyta; Magnoliopsida; Lamiales; Oleaceae
Source: the annotation of a GenBank genome assembly
AUGGCCGUGCAGAAUUGUGAUGCCCAAUUGCCCAGUACAGCCAACUUGAAAGGGCAACCCACACCAGUCGAACCCUCAAGAUGCCAUGAACAGUCCAGCUCAGAGCGAAAGCAAAUCCACUUUAUGCCGAUUCCCAUGCAGGACUUGAUCCAUUUUUAUAUAAAACGUUUCUUGUUUCUCCUGUUUGUAAAACCCAUCUCGUUGCAGACUCCAUAUCUGCAGAAAAUGGCAGGGAAUAUUGGCUUUCCUGUCUGUCUUUUGAUCACGAUUAUGGACAUUACAGCAGGAAUUCUUGGAAUUCAAGGAGAAAUUGAUCAGAACAAGGUUAACCAUCUGAGAGCGUGGAAUUUUGAAUGUAGAGACCCUGGCAACCAAGCUUUCAAGCAUGGUAUAGCUGCAGUGCUACUCUUGUUAACGACACACGUUAUAGCGAAUUCGCUGGGAGGGUGCAUUUUCAUUAGAUCUAAAGAAGAACUGGAUCAAGCUUCUCCUAACAAGCAACUUGCCUCUGCAUCCCUCGUACUGUCAUGGAUUAUGUUGGGUUUUGCAUUCACAUUGCUAAUUUCUGGAACAUUGUCAAACUUGAAAUCAAGAAAAGAUUGUGGAAUAGCACAUCAUCAUCUACUGUAUGUUGGAGGAAUUUUGUGUUUUAUUCAUGGACUCUUUUCGGUUGCCUAUUAUGUUUCUGCUACUGCUUUCAUUAGAGAGGAGAAACUGCGUCCGCAUGGAAGCAGCGAAAACAAACCAAAUCAACAUGGAACUGAGGCCUGA